UUCCAGGUUGUGUGGGUUAAUCCAUCGAAUACAGUAAUUAGUUUACAAGAUAGAAGAAUGAUAAAUGAUAUGAGAAUCAGUGUAGAAAGACCAUAUUUAGCCGAUUGGAAUCUACAUAUAAGAAAUGUCACUGUAGAAGAUGGCGGUUAUUACAAAUGCCAGAUUAAUACCGAACCUGUUAAAACGAAACGAAUUAAACUUAUUGUUCAAGUGCCUCCCAGUAUAGUAAGCUACUCGUUUCCUGGUGAUAUAAAAGUUACAGAAGGUGAAUCUGUCGAGUUAAGAUGCAAUGCUACUGGUGUACCUCAACCUUCAGUUACCUGGUUCAGAUUAAAUCAGUAUACUACCAGAGAACGGGAACAGGUAGGGAUGUCUGGUGAAUUAUUAAGGAUACAUAACAUAUCACGAUAUUGUGUCGAUGUUUAUGAAUGUGUUGCUAAUAAUAGUGUACCACCAGCCAGAAGCCGACAGAUGAGAGUCACUGUUCAAUAUCCCCCAGAAGUAAAAUUGCCUAACACAAGAAUAGGACAAGAACUUGGUAAAGAAACAAUAUUAGAGUGUGUCGUCUCGGCAUCACCAUUGGGAGUAACAGUGUGGAAGAAAAAUGGCAAAGAAUUAAGUACAAGUUGGAAAUACGAAGUUGAUAUUUACAAUGAAGACCAUAAUACAAUAACAUUAAGUUUAAGAAUAGCAAAUAUUGACCACGAUGAUUUCAGUGAAUAUGUUUGUGAGGCUUCUAAUAUUCUCGGUGUGGCAUCAACUAAAAUGCUACUUUAUGGUAAGUAUAGUUCAGUUUAUCUCGUAAGUUGA
Messenger RNA from Lottia gigantea (owl limpet), 810 nucleotides. RefSeq lists its product as hypothetical. The record is from RefSeq and is a predicted model, not a curated record. Gene Ontology annotation, cellular component: neuron projection. The transcript is spliced from 4 exons. Lineage: Eukaryota; Metazoa; Mollusca; Gastropoda; Lottiidae. The annotation marks the transcript as partial.